Arachis ipaensis is the source of this 908-nucleotide messenger RNA. RefSeq names its product Acyl-CoA N-acyltransferases (NAT) superfamily protein. Gene Ontology annotation, biological process: mitotic sister chromatid cohesion. Gene Ontology annotation, cellular component: NatA complex. Gene Ontology annotation, molecular function: N-acetyltransferase activity. The record is from RefSeq and is a predicted model, not a curated record. NCBI's taxonomy places the organism in Eukaryota, Viridiplantae, Streptophyta, Magnoliopsida, Fabales, Fabaceae.
GGAUUGUAAAAAGUCAAAAUAAUCCCUGAUUCUAGGUUUAAAAAUGUGUCACGCUUAUUCUCCACCGCCACGCCACUCCACUUGUGUUUCUCUGGUGGUGCUGUUCCUUCUGAUUCCGAAGCUACACUCAGCCCCUUCUCAGAUUCAAACUCUUUUCAGAAUGGGAGCUGGGCGUGAAGUCUCAAUCUCACUCGACGGAGUCAGGGACAAGAACCUAAUGCAGCUCAAGAAGCUCAACAUAGCUCUUUUCCCUGUUCGUUACAAUGAAAAAUACUAUGCCGAUGCACUUGCUUCCGGUGAAUUCACUAAACUAGCAUACUACAGUGACAUAUGUGUUGGUGCAAUUGCAUGCCGGCUUGAGAAGAAGGAAAAUGGGGGACAAAUCCGGGUUUACAUUAUGACUUUAGGUGUUUUGGCACCUUACCGUGGGCUUGGUAUUGGAACAAAGCUCUUGAAUCAUGUACUUGAUCUUUGCUCCAAGCAAAACAUUUCUGAGGUUUACUUGCAUGUGCAGACAAAUAACGAAGAUGCCAUAAACUUUUAUAAGAAAUUUGGGUUUGAAAUCACAGAAACAAUCCAGAACUAUUAUACAAACAUCACACCACCAGACUGCUAUGUUCUUACGAGGCAGACAGUUCAGAGCCCAACAAAGAAAUAGCAUUUCAGUGGCAUUUAUUUUCGGUGAAGACAUAAGAGAUUUGCAUUUGUUAUUGGAUUUUUGCCAUGGAUGUAUUAUAAGCUUUGCCAUUUCAAUGGCUAGGUUUCGAACGGUAAAGUUAUCUCAAAAAAAUAGAAGCAUUUGGAGAUCUAUUGCUAAGGUACUAUCUAAUUACCUACGUCAUUUUCAUAGCUAUCUUUGGUCUUUCUCCCAUCUUCUCAUUUUCACCAGAAUAGUGUUGAAUUUGAAA